Messenger RNA from Sitodiplosis mosellana (orange wheat blossom midge), 4841 nucleotides. Its product is annotated as polycomb protein suz12-A-like. Gene Ontology annotation, molecular function: chromatin DNA binding. Bases 1397 to 4036 code for a protein of 879 amino acids. NCBI's taxonomy places the organism in Eukaryota, Metazoa, Arthropoda, Insecta, Diptera, Cecidomyiidae. Gene Ontology annotation, cellular component: nucleus; ESC/E(Z) complex. The record is from RefSeq and is a predicted model, not a curated record. The transcript has 9 exons.
UUGUUUGGCUCUAUGAAGUGCAUGUAUACGGUUGACAAGCGUCAAUCCACUGGUGGUGUGUAAUAUAGGCAUAAAUGCGCUAAAAAAACACAACGUUUCGAUUCUCUUGACAUAAAACGGCUGCCAGUAGCGCGCGCUCAGUGUUUGUGCGUUGAAUUUGAGUAAAUUGUGCAUACAGUUGAUUACGAAUGCGUUGAAUUUUCAUUGAAAGAGAAAAAAAACCCAAUAACCAACCAAAGAGUGGAAUAUGUAGAGAAGCGGCAAAGCGGUUGAUCCGAGUGUAUGUUCAUAUGUAUACGUAUAUAUAUGUAUGUGUGUUUUUGUCUGGUCGUUCGUUCGUUCGUUCGUUUUUUCUUCAUUCGUCUCUCGUAACAAAUAUCUCUCGUCGUUGCCUAUCGCACCUCAAUUUAAGUAGUUAAAUGUGCAUUUAUGUGUGAAUGGCGGCUGCUGUGUUGCUGUUGCAUAUCUACACAAAUACAAGCAUAGAACGCGAAACAAAUCAACACACGACAUCACCAUUUACGACCGUUUCGUAGUAUUCGUAGUCGCUGUCGCAACUUGGGUUUUUAGUGCAUUUUCAACUGGAAUUCUUUAUUUUCAUAAAACACAACGGAGCGCUAGAAAAAUAAAACAGUGAAGAAGGGCAGGAAAAAACAAACUAGAACCAAACAGCAGCAGCACGCACAACACACCAGAAAGCAAUAACAGAAAAUAAAUUCUUUUCCCAUUUAGUUUUUUUUUGUUUGUUUUUUUGUUUGUUUCAAAAGUUGGAAAUAUUUCGUUGAACGCGCGCGUAUUGUGAGUGAGAGUGAAUCGUUGUAGCAGUGAGAGAAGAGUGCAUGCCAUAUAUCCAAUUGGAUUCAUUCAACCGACCGACCGACCGAUCGAACGACCAACCGACACAAACAAACAGCACAACGGCGAGAGACGAAGAACUGUUGAAGAAUUGCCGACCAAACCGCAGCGACAAAGAAUUCGAAGAAAAACAUAGUAAUCACUCACAACAGACACACAAUGUGCCUCAUUAACAUGGCAACCUGAACACUAUAUCGGAGUCAUAGUUGCCUAUGCAAUGCGGACGAAAUAGCAAAUCGAAUGCUUUGAACGACGAUUACUCUUUGCCAAUGAAAACUCACACCAAACGUCUACGUAAAUAUCGAAUAACAUAUGCAUACACAUUUAAGAAAUCAUAAACAAAGUAUAAAUCGAUUCGUACUGCACUGCACUGCACUGUUGUUUACGCAGACCAAGCGGGAGUGUGAUUUUUUAUUUCGAUUCUACACCGUAUUAAGUAUUUCUAAAAAGGAGAAACCAUUGAAAGUCAAACAAAACAACAGCGAGAAGAAAUUGUUCAGAACGUAUAUUCAAAGGAGAACACAGAAAAAAGAUAACAAAAAUGCCUAUCAAACGAAAAGAUCGCGAGAACAGUAACGAAACAAAUUGUGUGAAAUCCUUUCGAAUGGAUCACAUACCAACCGACCAUGAGCUUUUCUUACAAGCCUUUGAAAAACCAACUCAGAUUUAUCGAUAUCUCAGGAGUCGAAACAGGUUAUCGCCGAUAUUUUUACAUCGAAACCUAACGUAUAUGAAGGAACGCAUGUCUCGAAAUCACAAUACUCGACCAAGAUUUAGUGUGAAUAAUUUAUUGGAUACCAUUACCAAGCGUAACACAUUGGAAGAGGAGAAAAAUUGUGCGCCAAAUAACUACAUGACAUUGUUAUUUCUGGGUUUCUACAAUAAACUGAUGGUCGAAGAGCAAUAUGUUGAAGUGGAAAUUGUUGUGUCGAAAAUCGCGCAAAUGAAACGCAAAGACAGCUUCAAAUCGAAACAAGAUCGUCUUGGUUCUGCCAUUGUCAAAGUAAAUCCAGUGGAUAUGAUAGGAAAAGUGCCGGCAGUUAGCGUACCGACUGAAUUAUUCAAACCAGCUGGAACUGGUUUACUUAACAGUUCAUGCAUAUUGCAAUUGAACACCACAGUUUUACCACAUUUCAACUCUUCGAACGAACCCGUAAUCAAAUCCGAUCAGCCUGCCCGAUGUUUUGAAACGGAAUUGGUGAUAUUUGACAAACACAAUCGAUGCACAUUAAGCGAUGGCGAAUACGAGCUAACGCUCACCGAAUGUACGAAUACAGCUACACCAAAAAUUUAUUCACCAAAAAAGCAUCCAACGUGGGAAGAGAUACCCGAGCAUUGUUUAGACGAAUUUAAUAAAGGUGAAAAUCCAUUGGAUGAUUUUACGAAAUGUCCAACACUGAAAUUUAGAUUAUCGUGGACCAAAGACAAAUAUACCGAUAUGGUUGAUCGACCGUUACCGAUAACAAUUCGCAAAGAUGAUUUCAUGACAAAUGCCAAGGAGAAUGGCAGCGGCGGUGGCAUCGCAUUGAAUCGUAGCGAUUCGGUUACAUCGAGUGAAUCGAAUUGUGUAAUGAAUGGGAAUUGUACAAGUAAUAAAACAACCAAAACAUCAUCAGCAGUGGCGGUGGCAUCAGUAGCAACCGCACCGCAAGCCAAUCCAAAUGCCGGUGCAACGAGUAAAGCGAAUACGAGUAUGAGCAUGAGCGCAAAAACACAAGUGGCCAUUAAUAGCAAUGGGAUUAGUCAAUCGAUGAUUGUUAAGCUACACGAUAUUGCCUCACGAAUCAUCUACCAUUUCAUUUACAAUAACAAUUCUAGCCAACAAACCGAGACAUUUGACAAUUUCAAUUGUCCAUGGUGUUGUUUGCAUUGUCUAAAUCUGUAUUCGCUGUUAAAACAUUUGAAAUUGUGUCAUGCCCGUUUCAAUUUCACCUACGUACCAAUGCCGAAUGGUGUUCGGGUUGAUGUGUCGAUAAAUGAGUUAUUCGAUGGCUCGUACAUUGGUUCACCGCACGAUUUGGUGGGACCGGCUGGAUCGGCAUUUGCCAGAGCUGGCCCAGUACGGAGACCGGUUGUGACGCGCAUCUUGGUGUGUCGACCACGACGGCCAAGGCAUUCGUUGACUGAAUUCCUGGAAAUUGACGAAAACGAACUGAACAGCCAACGCCCAUAUGUCACCGGACACAAUCGACUGUAUCAUCACACAAUGACCUGUUUGCCGGUGCAUCCAAAGGGAUUGGACAUUGAUUCGGAAGGCGAAACCGAUCCGGCCUGGUUGCAACACAAAACCAUGCAAAUGAUCGACGAAUUCACCGAUGUCAAUGAGGGCGAAAAGGAACUGAUGAAAAUGUGGAAUUUGCACAUCAUGCGAAAUGGUUAUGUUGGCGAUAUUCAAAUACCGUUGGCCUGCGAAAUGUUCCUCGAUAUGAAGGGCAAAGAAUUGUUGCAGAAAAAUUUGUACAAAAAUUUCGUACUGCAUCUGUGCAAUUUCUUUGAUUAUGGCCUCAUUUCACCCGAAACCCUGUACAAAACCAUUCAAAAACUGCAACGAAUCUUGUCCACGUACAACGAUGGCCGUGAUGUAAUGGUUGACGAACACAAGAAGCAGUUACACUACUGGCACACCGUUGGUGUACACAAACAAAGGGAUCUACAUUCUCAACCGGCACAACCGAAAAAUAUCGCAUCAAGUACAAACACAUACAGUUUCCGCAGUGCUACACAUGCCAAACAAAACGAUAGUGAUGAUGACGAUGAUGAUGACGAGGAGGACGGUCCCAGAUCACCGAAAAAAAGAGCUGGCCGAAGCCAGUCCGACGACGUCAUCCGUGAUGGAGAUCGAACGGACAAUAAGCAUAAAAAGAAUUCACAAACCGAUCUCAUGCAAAAGUCCCGCAAUCAAACGGAUCUACGUAAUGCAGCCAAAGAAACGGGCAAAUCGGAACGAACAUCGACCGGAACGAAACGCAAAGCGUUGAAUUCACGCAGUGCAGGGAAUUCAACUGAUUCGCCACCACGUCGAAGGAGCGCAAGUGCCGCCCUACAAGUAGCCAGCAAUAAAGCAUUCACAGUGAAACGACGAAAUUCGACAGCGGUCGCCCAAUCGUCAGCACCGUCAGCAAUAAAAAAGGGCAAACGACUUUCGCUUUCGAUAUCGAAACUCAGUAAAAUUGAUAAGUAACGGUUGGCAGUUCGUUGAACGCACGAUUGUAAUUUUUUCGGUCAUAGAGCACGAUAUCGAAAAAAAAAAUGUAAAAAAAUGAAUAUUUUCAAUUUCAAGAGAGAGGGGAUGGAAAAAAAAGAUAAAAAUCCAACAACAAGUUCAGAAAAAAGGAAAAAUUUUGGCAACACACUAUUGGCGCCAUAUAUUUGGUCAAGUUUUAGUUUGUAUAUGUUUCGAAACAACGUACUAAAUCACUGCCAUAUUUUAAAUUUUACACACUCGAACACAAAGGAUGUUUUUUUUCUUCUAAUUUUUCUUAUGCGACAUUCAAUUCAUUUUCAUAGCGCACAUAAUCGAGAGAGAGUGAGAAUUGAACUUUUGCGUUGUUGUUUUAUUUUUCGCCAAACUUUUUAAAUUUUUUACAAUUAUUUCCGUUUUUUUUUUUAAAUUGGUGAAAAUGAAUUGUUGUCGCCAUUUUUGGAUACGAAUGAUUUCAUAUUGAAAUUGGCGUGGAAUAAAAUUAAAAUCAUUUAAAUACAGGAAUUGGCUAAGCAUUGGUACAACAAGCAAAUGAAAUUUCGUUUUUAAAAGAAAAAAAUUUCACAAAAAAUUGAAAUCAUCACAUGAAAUAAAUUAAAAUGAAGCAAAACAAAAAACGAGAGAGAGAGAGAGAGAGAGAGAGAGAGAGAGAAAGAGAAAGAGAGAGAAAACAAAUGGUUCGAAAUAAAAAUGUAUGAAAAUCAUGUCAUCGAUGAUAUAAUCAUUAGUCGAUAUAUACGAAAUAUGAAAGUAAUGCAAAUAGUAAAGGAAUUUCAACGAAAAA